CUUUCAACUCUCUUUAAUUAUUAGUUUUACUACUACUAUUAUUCUUGUGAUUUCCUUUCUUUUUUGUUCACUCAUUUUUUUAUUUUAAAAAAAAAUAACUUUCUAUAAAAAUGCUACCUUUUAUUUGGAGAGUCCUGAUCCUUUCGACAAUAGGCCUUGUGUCUGUCCAGGCACAGGCACAGGCACAAACACCAUCACAGACGCAGACACAGACACAGACACAGACACAGACACUUACAGGCAAUACGAACAGCACCAACGGUGUGUCACCGGUGUCUACACAGUAUAACGAUGCAUUUAAAUACCAUGGCGGAAAGAUGCUUUACGAUUCAGUCAAUGUCUAUGUAAUCUUCUAUGGCAACUGGACUUCUGAUCAGUCGGCCAAAGAACAAACAACUCUGCUCAAUUUUAUCGGAAAUGUGUCCAGUACACCCUGGUUUAAGCAAUUACAAGAAUACAAAGAUACCGACGGACACUCAGUUGCUGGACCCUUGAAAUUAUCGGCUGCAUUGACUGACUCUGGUAGCCAGGGUCUUAAUCUCACAGAUUCGGAAAUGCACAAAAAGAUUGUCCUUGACGCUGUUCAUUCGGGAUACCUUUCGGUGGAUAAUCAGAUUGAUCGAAAUGGUUUUUAUCUGAUAAUGGGCGCAAGUGAUGUCAGUGACACAGAUUUCUGUCGUGUAAACUGUGGUCAACAUGGCUACAGCGAUGAAUUCCAGUAUAUGUUUAUUGGUUAUCCUGGCAUUUGCCCUGAUCGUUGUAUCCCAAGCCUCAACCAACAGAACUCACCAAAUGGUAGUCCUGCACUAGACGCUGCGAUUACCAUCUUUUCGCAUGAGAUUCAGGAUGUGCUGACAGACCCUCGAGGUGAUGGUUGGGUUGUCCAGAAUAAUGACGGCAAGAUUGAGCUCGGUGACUUUUGCGCCGGCUCAGGUGUGACACAGCAAACGUGGUUUGGUAAUGUAACACAGCCUGAGGGACAGAAUGGAACUUAUAAUCUAGUCAUUGGGGAUGCCAAAUAUCUCGUACAAACAAUAUACAGCCAUGAGAAGAAAACGUGCGGGCUUUUAUAAGCUCAGUAUGGCUUUCUUUUCUUUUCUAUAUAUCU
This is a messenger RNA of Phycomyces blakesleeanus NRRL 1555(-), 1108 nucleotides long. RefSeq lists its product as hypothetical. The record is from RefSeq and is a predicted model, not a curated record. Bases 111 to 1073 code for a protein of 320 amino acids. NCBI's taxonomy places the organism in Eukaryota, Fungi, Mucoromycota, Mucoromycetes, Mucorales, Phycomycetaceae. The transcript has 4 exons.